CUGCUGCGUGCCCCCAACUUAAAUAUAGGUGAACAUCGCUAGGACACAGGUGAGAACAGGAGAGUCAAAACAACUGACGUUUGAACCUCAUGUUCAUACCACCGCCAAGCCGGAGCAGAACCCCGGUCUAGUCGACACUGAGAGCCCGCUGCCGGUGGCGCCGGCGGAGUCUGAGCGGUGCCAGGAUGCGGUGCCACAAGUUUUGGGGACCAUGUUCGUUUGGAUUUUACAUGUGGACAGCCAUCCUUUUCAGAGGGUCCCUGCAGGGUGAACACCAGAGGAGGCUGUACAAAGAGCUUCUGGCUAAUUACAACCGGCUGGAGAGACCUGUCGUCAAUGACUCAGCCGCCAUCCUGGUGGAGCUAGGCCUCACACUGCUGCAGAUCAUAGAUGUGGAUGAGAAGAACCAAGUGCUCAUGACCAACGCCUGGCUGCAGCUGUAUUGGACAGACAUCUACCUGAGCUGGAAUCCAGAAAAAUACCCCGGCGUCCAGAACCUCCGAUUCCCUUCAGACCAGAUCUGGACCCCUGACAUCCUCCUUUACAACAGUGCGGACGAGCGCUUCGACGCCACCUUCCACACCAAUGUACUGGUGAAUGCGUCAGGUUACUGCCAGUACAUCCCCCCCGGCAUCUUGAAGAGCACCUGCUACAUCGAUGUGCGCUGGUUCCCCUUUGACGUACAGAAGUGCGACUUGAAGUUUGGCUCCUGGACACACAACGGCUGGCUGCUGGACCUCCAGAUGCUGGAUGUGGACACAUCCACUUACAUAUCCAACGGCGAGUGGGAUCUUGUCGGUGUUCCAGCCAAGCGUAAUGAGCUGUACUAUGAGUGCUGCAAGGAGCCCUACCCUGAUGUGACGUUCACGGUCACUAUGCGACGCAGAACCCUGUAUUAUGGACUCAACCUGCUUAUCCCCUGUGUUCUGAUCUCUGGCUUGGCCCUGCUGGUCUUCCUGCUCCCUGCUGACUCUGGGGAAAAGAUCUCUCUGGGUAUCACUGUGCUGCUUUCACUGACUGUCUUCAUGCUUCUGGUAGCAGAGAUCAUGCCGGCCACGUCCGACUCUGUUCCUCUCAUCGCUCAGUACUUUGCCAGCACCAUGAUGAUUGUGGGAAUGUCUGUGGUGGUGACUGUUAUAGUCCUACAGUUUCACCAUCAUGACCCUCAGGGAGGCAAGAUGCCCAAGUGGGUUCGAGUGGUUCUGUUGAACUGGUGUGCCUGGUUUCUGCGUAUGAAACAACCUGGUGAUGAGCGCAAGCGCCCCGGUUACAAGUACCGUCACGCCUCCCAGCAUCACUCCAGCACCAGCUCCAUUGAGAUGGGUGCUCUUCCAAGCCUUACCGCGCCGCUCUCCCAGACUUCCUGCCCACCUUGCCCCACAGGCACCUCCAAUGGUUCCAUGAGCCUCUACUUCGGCAGCUACCACCCCAUAGAUAGUCCACACUGCCCACCUUCUAGCGACUCAGGAGUAGCGCUAGGGGGACGUGCCCAUGGCUCCAUCAGUGAGGAGGCUGGGCCACCUGGAGGAGUUGGCAGUGGUAUUGGAAGCCUGGGAAUGGGUGUUGGAGGUGGGAUGGGAGUUGGUAUCCCCCCACCAGAGAUCCAGCGCAUCUUGGAGGAGGUGACCUACAUAGCCCAGCGGUUCCGGGACCAGGAUGAGGCUGAGGCCAUCUGCAGCGAGUGGAAGUUUGCAGCAGCGGUGGUAGACCGGCUGUGCCUGGUGGCCUUCUCUCUCUUCUCCAUAAUUUGCACCUUCACCAUCCUCAUGUCAGCACCCAACUUCAUAGAGGCUGUUUCCAAGGACUUCACAUAGCUGGAUGCAGCAGCAGGAGAGAAGUAAAGAAGAAGGGGCAAAACGAUAAGAGAUAAAGAAGUGAGAAAGUGGAAAGGGGAAGGAAAAAAUGUAAAGAGCAGUAGGAAAGUGGUUCCCAACCUACAGCCUAUAUGAAAGGAAGUGGUGGGUUACACAGAUUUUUAUGAAAAGAAGAAAACUAGGUUCAAAAAAAGUAAAGCCUUGGGGUUCUGCCAAACUGCUGAAUCAUGUAGUAAAUUACACCAGUCAGGAGACAAAAUCACAACAAUUGAUGAACAAGUAAUUACAAAGACACAUCAUUAUUUUACAUGAUCACAUUCUAAAUUAAUUGAAAACACACUGAUUCAUAGUCCCACUUAUUCUUAAUGUCAGUGACAAAUUGUUCAUAUCUAGAAGAGGAGAAGAAGGCAGAAGGCUGGGAAUCACUGGAGCAGUCGAGGAGGGCACAGUUUGAAUUUUCUUUUUCACAUUUGGUAAGAUAUCAAUAAGGCGAUGAUAAUGAUGCUUAUUGCCUUAUUGAAAACUGUGUAUAAUAUUGUAAAAAUAUUGUAUUAUCUGCACUAUUCAUUUAAAAACUAUGUUCAUACAUUACACAUUACAAUGACACAAAGGCCCACUUCACUGCAUCUUCUCUGGUUGAUUUCAGUCAUCUUAAUUAUUGUUGACCUGUAUGUGCAAAUCCACACACAUAUGUACAAAUACUGCCUCUGUCACACACACUCCAAACGUUCACUCUCUGAACUCUCAUAAAGAAGCUUUUUCUGAUGAUGUACCAUCUCUGUAAUAAUGUUAGGUUAGUUACUAAAAUGAGAUGUUUCACUGUGAACUUUGUUGUUUUUUUGCUUUCACUUUGACCACUAGACACAACUGUAUUGCUUUUACACAAAUGUGGAGCCCUUUUCAUUAUUUUUCAGGUAUAUCAGAGUAGGAAUGCUUAUUUGGGAUCACUUUUCACUUCAUCUCGCCUGUUUUAUUUUAAACUAUCAAAUCUGUAAUGUAAUAAGAGUAGUUUGGAAAAGAGUAAUAUUGAGAACAAUUAGUAUAUUGUAUCAAAAUGCAGUGCUGACUGGAAGGAAGCGGUGUUGACCAGUUAAACAAGAUGCACAGCUGUCAAAUACAGCAUGUUGAAUAUUGUAUUGUACAUCUCUUAACCAUCUGGUCUGACACUAUACAUGCUAAAUAAUUUUAAUAAUUUUCUGCAGAAACAUUGUCAAGUAUUGCUGUAAAAAUACCCAUAUUGACGUACCUUAAAAAGAUGAGCAGGAACAUUGAACUUCUUGGAAUUCACUGUACAUAAAUGAUCACUGAAGAUGAAGAGCAAUGUGACUUUUGAACCUCUGACAACACAGACAACAGUUAAAGGCUUGACAGGAAGAGGAAUACUCCACAGCUCAAACUUCCAAACUUUCAUGAACUUCCAUCACUGGAGAAUAUACUGUAGAUUUAUAAAAGGCCCCCGUGUCAGUGUGUUUUGUAGAGGGAGCCGAGUGACUGAUGUACACAACAAAGUUGUUAAUGUAUUUAGUUUUCACUUCCACUUCCCAACCAUCUCUUUGUUGUAGGUACAGUCAUUGGUCUCUUUUUCUCUUUCUCUGUCUUUCCAAGUGUGAG
Thunnus maccoyii (southern bluefin tuna) is the source of this 3425-nucleotide messenger RNA. RefSeq names its product neuronal acetylcholine receptor subunit alpha-7-like. Gene Ontology annotation, biological process: monoatomic ion transmembrane transport; signal transduction; nervous system process. Gene Ontology annotation, molecular function: acetylcholine-gated monoatomic cation-selective channel activity; transmembrane signaling receptor activity. The coding region runs from base 186 to 1814 and encodes 542 amino acids. Gene Ontology annotation, cellular component: postsynaptic membrane; synapse; neuron projection. The transcript is spliced from 10 exons. NCBI's taxonomy places the organism in Eukaryota, Metazoa, Chordata, Actinopteri, Scombriformes, Scombridae. The record is from RefSeq and is a predicted model, not a curated record.